Molecule: messenger RNA, 396 nt
Organism: Clunio marinus
Lineage: Eukaryota; Metazoa; Arthropoda; Insecta; Diptera; Chironomidae
Source: the annotation of a GenBank genome assembly
AUGUGUGAUCAAAUUGCCCUCCCAUGUCCAUUACCAUGCCCAGAACCGUGUCCACCAUGUUUAGAUCCCUGUUUGCCUUGUUUCCCAUGCUUCCUUUGCCCAUCGCCAUGUUCACCAUGUCCACCAAAGCGUUCGUUUCGAGAACUUAGAGGAAGCAUUCUGAUCAUCAAAUGUGAAUGCGUCAAACGAAAUGGUCUACAGCUAGAUUGCCCACGUCGAGAAUGUAAGGGACGUCCAUUAUGCACAGUGAGGCCAAUUCCAAGAUGCUGCACAUCAAAGUGGAUGUGGAGAUACGAAAUGGUUACAAUGGGAAAACCUUCAUUUCCUUCCCCAAUGACAAACAAAUGUUCACCUUCUCCUAAUUGUAAUCCUCAUGUCUUUGAUCCUUGUGCCUAA